Gaeumannomyces tritici R3-111a-1 is the source of this 1212-nucleotide messenger RNA. RefSeq lists its product as hypothetical. Bases 1 to 1212 code for a protein of 403 amino acids. Gene Ontology annotation, biological process: regulation of DNA-templated transcription. NCBI's taxonomy places the organism in Eukaryota, Fungi, Ascomycota, Sordariomycetes, Magnaporthales, Magnaporthaceae. The transcript has a single exon. The record is from RefSeq and is a predicted model, not a curated record. Gene Ontology annotation, molecular function: DNA-binding transcription factor activity, RNA polymerase II-specific; zinc ion binding.
AUGGAUGACAAGACAGAUACACACAAGGCUGUGGCAGUUAAGCGUUCUGCUUGCGACCAGUGCAGAGUGAAGCGGGUGCGGUGCCUUCGACCCCCAAACAGUACGGCGCCGUGUGCGCGCUGCUCCCACAUCGGCGCGCGAUGCGUGACAGGCGCCUCCGGCCACCCCGGAAGACCGCGCAGGCCGCGUUUCGCCGAGGCCGACAACAGCACCCCUAGAACCCCGGCAGCGAGCCCUGCCGACGUGUCCUCGCCGGGCCAAGAUAUCCUUGCACUGGUGGAUCAUCUGAACGGCCCAUCGCACCUUCAGGGGCUACUGAGUGCAGAUGAUGAACUCAACACCUUCCUUGAUAUGGGCCCUAACACUGUGCUCGAUCUGAAUAUCGAUACGCUCCUUGGUUCGUACGGGGACCUUUACCCCCCAAGUCCUCCUCUGCCACAGCAUGAAUGCUUCAGUGCAGCAAGCUCGCUGAUGCGGUUUCGAGAGGACAUGGACCGGCGCAUUACGGCGAUGGACGCGCACUUCUCGGACCCUCUUAAAGUCCUGCAGGGCUGCAAAGACGAGGAGGAGGGUUCUCCAGAGGCCGAGAAUCCGGCUGCGCUACUCCUUUCGUGCAGCAAGGAGUUGAUCGACAUUCUCCAGAACCUAACGGCGGCGGCUCGGCCAACGGUCUCCAAGGGCUCGUAUCCCCACAACCAGCCCGCCCCGCCCUACAUAGCACCCGAAAUGCUCAUACAGACCGCCGAGGAUGCGGAUACGCUCAGCACCGAGGUCGUGCUCCUGGUUCUCUCGAGCUACCUCGCCUUCAUGCGGUUCAGCGACUCCCUAUUCCACAGCCUCUUCAAAUGCCUCUGCCGGCUGCCGCCGGAUACGCUCAAGUCGGUCAAGGUCAAGUCGGUACUCCGCAUCGGCGGCGUCUCAUCGCUUCAGGACAUGCCGCUCAAGUCUUAUGCCACAGGCAUACUCGACGCCAUCCAGGACCAGAUGCGGACCCUGGAGCGCUGCGUGGGGGUCCCGCCCGAAUACUGCCUCUCGGGCGACGCGGCUGUCUCGCACGCGGCGACCGCCCCUCCGGGCAUCUUCUCUCGUGCGGAUCGAGUACGGUUGUUUUAUGCUGUCAUGGCACAGGAGGAUGUCAAGUCACAGCGGGGCACCAAGACGUACGUAGAGUCGAUACGAGCGAGGAUCCAGGAGUCGUUGGAGAGGAUCUAG